GUAUGGUGUAACUCCUGAGAAUAUCAUCUUGUAUGGUCAGAGCAUCGGCACGGUGCCCACCAUCGAUCUGGCUGCUCGCUAUGAAUGUGCUGCCGUCAUCCUGCACUCACCACUAAUGUCGGGCUUACGGGUGGCCUUCCCUGACACACGCAAGACUUACUGCUUCGAUGCCUUCCCCAGUAUCGACAAGGUGUCCAAGGUGGCGUCCCCGGUGCUUGUAAUUCAUGGCACAGAGGACGAGGUCAUUGACUUCUCCCAUGGCUUGGCGAUGUAUGAGCGCUGUCCCCGUGCGGUUGAGCCUCUUUGGGUGGAGGGAGCUGGCCACAAUGACAUUGAGCUAUAUGCUCAGUACCUGGAGAGGCUCAAACAGUUCAUCUCUUUCGAGCUUUCCACUUCUUGAGGACCUUGGAAUUCGGGCCCGGGUUCAUUUCAAGACACUCAAGAAGUAUCCUCAUCAUUUCCUCUGGAGGGACACAACAGGAGUAAAAUGAUGACACCAUCAAUGGUUAGCCCAAAUAUGGAGUUCUUCAAGACCUGGCUGGUGCUCCUACGAGACACAACAACCUGCUAAUGAGCCCGGGCCUCGACAGUGUUUCUAACUGCUGCUCACUCUUGAUUCAUUAUCCACUCCAAAUCUUUGCUUCCUUCCCACUCUCUACUUAUUCUAUCUCCCCUGUCUUUUGUAUGUCAGUCUUUCACCGUGAGCUUCUGUUGCUCACACUUUCAUAUCCUUCAUUCUGUUUGGUCCACGAUUGCCCUUCUUUUCUUUUGACUGAGUAUUUGCAAUGUUGAAUUUUGUAUUCUUUUAUACAAGGUAAAGAAGUAUCAGUUUUGAACCUCAAGAUACUGUGGACGAAGAGUUUCCUUUUUCCUUUCUUUAACUUUACCAUUCAGGGUUGAUUACAGGGUUGCACUGUAAUGUUGCAUUUUGUUAGCUGACAUUUCAUUAUGUUUUUAUUUGACGUAAAACUGUGAUUUUCUUUUUUUUCUCUCAUAUUUUUUUUGUUGGCCAGACUGCAUCCCAGCUUGUUUAGGCUCUGUAUUCUGUAGUGUUGAUGCACGCUGCUCUCUCAUGUAGGGAUAAUGGCAAACUUCAACUGGCACAUUCCACAUCUACAGCAGUUUGCUCCUUUAGAUGUUGUACAAACUUCAAGCAGAGAGGUUUGAAAUGCAUUGUGGUGAGAGGAUCAUGUACACCAGCUGGCCUCACCAGUUAGUCAUUGAUCGUCUCAUCACAAUGCAGUGUUUUACUGGGAAACCUUUGGUCCUGCAAUACAUAUUUUACCUUGAGACACGGCACAGCUCACUAUGGCAGUGGCACUCCCCGAUCACUACAGCCUCUGGUCACAGCUGUUGUGCAGGUGUUUGUGUGUGUGUGUGUGUCAUUUGUAAAAUGGAAGUGGUUAUAAUGAGUUGGUCACGCACACACAGCUGGUCUCAGUGGAUAUUACAUAAGGAUUGUGGGCAGCAAAUUAAAGAUGUGGCAUCAUUUUCUUAGGCUCUUUGAUAACUCAUAGAAGGUUGCAGGCAAACAUGGCUUACUGUUUGAAAUCCGUUUGUAGCCUAACCAUAGCAUUUAGCUUCAACCGUGAACAUCAAGAGUCUUCCUGCUGUUUGUUGCAAAACAUUAAACAUUUGCUAGUGUCUUAGUAUGUGUGUGCACUUAUAAAAUUCACAUUUGUAAACUUUGUAAUCACAGUUGUUUCCCUGUAAUCUUACACAGUCCUAAUAUUACUUGUGACAUUCUAUGUUUCUCAGGAAACUGAAUGAUCUGUUGAGUCUUUUUUGAAAGAGAAAGUCCAGAAUAUAUAACACUUAGGUCACUAAUGGUUUGAUGUAAAAAAAAAAAACCAAUUCAUUGACUAGGAAAAUGUUUGGUCAGGAGCAUCCUUAAUGAUAACCGUUUAAGCACAGUUAAAUCAUCCAGCCGUCCAGCGGAGAAGAUCGAGUGCAAGCCAACAGGACAGUCUGCUUCUCACACCACACAGGAAACACACACAUCUAUUUUGGCCCAAACAGUCCUACUUGCCAGAUUUUACCUGGAACAUGAAAGUCAAAUGGUCAGAGUUCGACUAUCAGGGAGCAAUCCAAGUACUAGGAGCUCCGGGAGGUUUGCUGCACAAAGAAAAGAGAACUGUCAGAAAUUUUGAUUGCACCUGGUACAUAUCGAAAAUUCUCAUUGUCGUCUCAUAUGCAGCAGUCUCACACCAUGUGUGCACCUUGGCCUUUAAGCAACACAAAAGGGAAACAUCCCAAAUAAGAAAACCUACCUCUGUGGAAGAGAGAGCAGCGGGUAUCAGAGCUGUGUUAACUGUUGAUUGGCUGGUAAGACAGCUGAUUCACAUGAAAACAAGUCUUGCAAGCUGCCAGGCAGCAUAGAGUGGGUUUGCUUGCCGUCUGAAGACACUGAAUUCUGCUGUGUUUAGGUUGUUCAAAGUGAACAUACAUUUACUGGUUUGGGGGUUGUGCUUAAUUAUCUGUAAUUCCUCACUAAGAACAAAGCCUUAUGUUUGUAUUUCAGUCAGACAUUCCUGUGAACUGCAAGAAGCUUGUAGUCUUCAUGGGGACUGACUGCUGCUAUUUAUCGCAGGAAUCGAUCACUGUGAAAGCCAGACAGUUUGGGGAAUACCGAAAUGAGAGCAAGGUACAAAAAUCAACUUCAGCCUGACUAGUAAUCCUCUGACUCGUGUUCCUGCCUGUAGAAUGAUAGAAAUCGGCCUACAAAGCAGGUGUCUGCUGAACCCUUUGAUAAUUUUAACUUUCAAAGACAAAACCACAAAGAGGAAAUGGAAUGCUGUGAAAAUGACCGACGCAUGCAAAUGAUCACUCCUGGUUUUGGAUGUUGCAUCAGUUGUAUUUGAAUAAUUUAUUUUUUGUUGCCUGCAAGUGGACAAAAAAAAUGAAGCUAUAUGACACUAAGAUCAGAUUUAAACAAAACAAACUAACACUUUGAAGUAAAUGCUGAAUCUUUUCAGGAUUGUGUUUGGGGAAUAUUUGCAUAGCAACUUGUAAUGAUGAUUUGGUGCGCUGCUGUAAUUUGUCAGUUGGAUAUUCGUGUUUUCUGAUCAUAGCUAAUGUUGGACUUUUGAGUAAAAAGUCCUCAAUCAUCUCCAGUGUAUUUCCUUUAGUUUCUCUUCUAAAAGGAAAUGAAGAUCCUCUUAGGACCCGAUUCUUCUUUUGAUACUGACAUUUUUACACAUUUGUCCAAUCUAAAUGUUGAAAGAUUUACACCGUUUCUGAAAAUGGUUUGUACAGUAAUCCUCUGUAAUGGUAUACUUCAGUACUCGGUACAUAUUAGGCCUUUCAUAAGGCUGGCUAGUUUUUAUUGAUUUUAAUAUGCAAAUGAAAGACAGCUAGUAGAAUCGUAUAUUGAUCAUGGUGUGUAAAACAAUGAAAUAAGCCUUAAAUAUGCUGUGAAAUGGAUACAUCAUACAUGUAGUGGUUGCAAGAAGCAGCACAAUGGAUGUUUCAUUGGUUAUAGUGGAAUAAAGGACAUGUGGAAUUGUA
This is a messenger RNA of Haplochromis burtoni (Burton's mouthbrooder), 3507 nucleotides long. RefSeq names its product alpha/beta hydrolase domain-containing protein 17C. The record is from RefSeq and is a predicted model, not a curated record. Gene Ontology annotation, molecular function: palmitoyl-(protein) hydrolase activity. Lineage: Eukaryota; Metazoa; Chordata; Actinopteri; Cichliformes; Cichlidae. Gene Ontology annotation, biological process: protein depalmitoylation. Gene Ontology annotation, cellular component: endosome membrane; plasma membrane.